Molecule: messenger RNA, 4307 nt
Organism: Tarenaya hassleriana
Lineage: Eukaryota; Viridiplantae; Streptophyta; Magnoliopsida; Brassicales; Cleomaceae
Exons: 3
Coding region: 496-4074 (1192 amino acids)
Cellular component (GO): Ino80 complex
Source: RefSeq, a predicted model, not a curated record
CCCAGCGCCGACUCGCUCCGGGUCGACUCGUAUCGACUCACUGAGUCGACCCGUCUCCUUCCCCGACAACCCUUUUUUUCCCCUCAAUUUAACCGCCUUCUUCUCCCUUCUGUGGCAUUCCCUCUAUGGGGCUGUCCUUUUUCGUCUUUUCACAUAUCGCCCAAUAAUCCGACGGCUCUGCUGCGGUCCACGUCAACAUCGUCUUCUUCAACCAUCGAAUUCAUUGUCUCUCUCUCUCUCAUGGUCACCGUCUUCUCCUUCUCUAUAGUUCCUCUAGUUAUUUAUACGAUUUUUAUCUCUAGGGUUUCCUUCGGAUUCAAAUUUCUUGAAUCCUUUUGAAUUCUGCGGCAGCAGAUGCUUCGGUGAUCAAAUCUCUUCCACUUCUGAGGAAACAUUGAGGGUUACCGUUUCCGUCGGUGAAGAUUCGUACUUUUGAUCGAAAAAAGGGUGUUGGUUCGUUUGGGGAGUGAGUUAUCUGGUUUAGGCUUAAGCGGGAUGGCGACUGACAAGAGUAACGUCAAGCUCUCUAGGUUUGAUCCAGAGUUCUCUCACAGCAGUGGUGAAACUAUGUCAAGUGAUGAAGGGGAGCUUCUUCAACGUAAAAUCUCGGCUGCUAAUCCCGAAUCUGAGGAGGAGGAUGAUGAAGAUGAUGUUUUUGAUGAUGAUGCUGAUUCUGGAGCAGGCUCUGAUGAUUUCGAUUUGCUUGAAUUGGCCGAAACCGGGGCCGAGUUCUGCCAGGUGAAAAACAUGACUUGUAGCAUCCCUUUCGAGCUGUAUGAUCUUCCGGGUCUGGAAGAUAUACUGUCGGUUGAAGUAUGGAAUGAGUGUCUAACCGAGGGGGAGAGGCUUAGCCUCACAAAGUAUCUGCCCGACAUGGAUCAGCUCACGUUUAUGCACACUUUGAAGGAGCUUCUUGAGGGUUGUGAUUUCCACUUUGGCAGUCCCAUCAAGAAGCUCUUUGGCAUGUUCACGGGCGGAAAGUGCGAACCAAGAAACGCGCUUUAUCUAGAGGGCCGUAACCUUUUCCUCAGGACCAAGCAUUAUCAUAUGCUUAGGAAAUACCACAAUGACUUGGUUGUGAAUCUUUGUCAGAUAAGAGAUGCUUGGUCGAAUUGUAAAGGGUACAGCGUAGAUGAGAAGCUCCGUGUUAUGAAUAUCAUGAAAAGCCAAAAGAAUCUGAUGUACGAGAAAAUGGAGAAAUUUGAGGCGGAUUCAUCGGAGAAGGAAGAGCCAUUUGAUGUGCAAUGGAGGAGAAAGGUGAAAGAUGGGAAGUCCACACGAAAGAAAUUGAACCGUCAUUCUGCUUAUGGUGUCGAAACUGACUUUGAGCGACCUUCUCAGAUGGCUUUAGGACAGGAUCGGUAUGGCAGACCGAAUGCAAAAGGGUUAUCAAAGACAGCAAGUUCUAAGAUUCACUCAUGGAAGGAGUCAAUUCGGCAGUUUACUCGAGCGUAUAAUGGUCUGGAUGUGAAAUACGGUUCAGGGUUGGCUUUUGGGUCAGAUGAUCGUAUGCCGGUGGGUGAUGAUGAUGAUGACGACGUCGACGAUGAUCCACUCUUUGGCAUGGGUUCACGGCAUGAUCGCAAUAAAGCUGCCACCAAAAAAUCUGGAUUCUCAAGACUGGGAAAGAAACACAACUUUUUAAGAGAUAGAGAAUCAGGCUCUAAACACUUCAUGCCUCCACCAUAUGCUGACAGUAUCCAGCCAAGUGCAUUUGUAGAUCAGAGGAAGCGUCUGAGACUGAAUGGACAGUCCCUUCAGCCACUAUUGAUGGGAAAUCUGGCAGACCAUCAUGGUGAUCUAUACCGGCAUGGAAACAUCCAUGGAGAUGGCUUUUCAGUUAAUCCCACCUUUAUAUCUGAUGUUCGGAACGGUAAAAGCAAGAAACGCAAGUCUGAAAGUCAGUCACCCGAUAUCAGUUUGAAAACUUGUAGAGAUUCAGUGCAACAGAUGAAUGAAAGGUUCUUAAAUUCGGAUUUCGGCGAGAACCCAGAGCUGGAGAAGAUUCGGGUGAAUGUGAUACCGAAUGGAAGACUUGGUGGGGCAGCAUAUACGUAUACUGAUAGCAGAAUGUUCACGAGGAACGGUGAUACAGAAUCGGAUUCAUCUGAGGAGUACGAUGACAAGGAAGAGAGAAAUCCCUUGACGUGGAAUAAAUCAGCUUUUUCGGCUGCUGGGAUGAAUAGUUCGCAAUCACAAGUACCCGAAGCUGGACGAUAUGGCAAAAGAGGCAAAGUUGGUAAGAAAGAUAUGCCAGAGAAGGAACGAGUUCUUAAUGGAAGGGGUAAGGUGAAGGAUGGAGAUAACGGGAAAGAGUAUGUCACGGCAAACAAGAGUAGUCAGAUCCGAGAGGAAUUAACUGACCGAAUGCAAAUACCGCCGGCAAAGCCAGAUUUGGCCGACAGGAAGAGAAAAGGCUCUGAUGAGACUGACGGAUCAUUCGAAAUAGGAGCAUUGGAGCACUGUAGCUCUGUCUCGAGGAAGAGGAAGACAAGAGGAAUUUUCACGGGGAGAGGGGGGAAGGACGACAAUGGUGACCUGCAGUUUGAUCUUCAACUACCCAUUGAUGAGUUUACUUCCUCGAAGAGGAAGGGAAAGAAGAAAACAUGGGCUGAUGCUGGUUCCCCUAUGAUGGAAACCUCGGAAACUCCUAAAGUAGCGAUAGAAACGGAGGUGGGAACCAAGCCGCAACAGAAGAAGCCAUUUGUGUUAAUAACACCGACUUCUCACACGGGUUUCUCUUUCUCGACCAUACAUCUUCUCUCGGCAGUGCGUGUGGCAAUGAUAAGCCCUCCUCCAGACGAAGAUUCAUUAGACAAUGGCAGACCUAGACCUGAUCAGAACGGAGGGCAUGAAGCUGGGGAGAACAGGAUUUCUGUUUCAAAGGAUAUGGAUAGUAAUGGGAAAGGGGAUUUCCCGCCCUUAACUGUGCAGGAGAUCGUUAGCCGUGUUAGGUCAAACCCAGGAGAUCCUUGCAUCCUGGAGACUCAAGAACCGAUUCAAGAUUUGAUUAGGGGGGUUCUGAAGAUUUUUUCGUCCAAGACUUCGCCUUUAGGGGCAAAGGGUUGGAAGCCGCUUGUAUUAUACGACAAGCCCGCGAAAAGCUGGAAUUGGAUUGGCCCUUUUCCUCAUGCUACGUCCGAUCAUGAGACUUCCGAGGAGGUAACGUCGCCUGAAGCUUGGGGUCUUCCGCACAAGAUGCUCGUCAAGUUGGUCGAUUGUUUCGCAAAUUGGCUGAAAAAUGGGCAGGAGACUCUUCAGCAAAUAGGAAGCCUUCCUGGACCGCCGUUAUCGCUCAUGCAGUGCAAUCUCGACGAGAAAGAACGGUUCAAAGACCUGAGAGCCCAGAAGAGCCUAAGCACUAUCAACCCGAGUUCCGAAGAAGCCAGAACUUAUUUCCGCAAGGAGGAAUUCCUCAGAUACUCAAUUCCCGACAGAGCCUUUGCAUACACGGCAGCCGACGGUAAAAAAUCGAUCGUUGCUCCUCUGAGAAGAGGAGGGGGGAAGCCGACCUCGAAAGCCCGGGACCAUUUCAUGCUGAAACGAGACAGACCGCCGCAUGUAACGAUCCUGUGUCUGGUCCGAGACUCGGCAGCUAGAUUGCCGGGGAGUAUCGGGACGAGAGCGGACGUUUGUACGCUGAUAAGAGACUCUCAGUACAUCGUGGAGGAUGUGACAGACGGGCAAGUGAAUCAAGUUGUGAGCGGGGCUUUGGAUCGACUGCACUACGAGCGAGAUCCGUGCGUGCAGUUCGACUCGGAUCGGAAACUGUGGGUGUAUCUGCACAGAGAGAGAGAAGAGGAAGAUUUCGAAGAUGAUGGAACUUCAUCCACCAAGAAAUGGAAGAGGCCGAAGAAGGAAGAAGAAGAAGAAGAAGAAGAAGCCGCAGAGCAACCCGACCAAGGAGCAGUGACUGAGGUUGCGGCCAUGGACGAAGACAAAGGAGCAGAGGUUCUCCGUAAUGAAACGGGACAAGAUGCAGCAGAGAAUGUCUCGUUUCAGACAUCGAAUCCCGUUGAAGAUAACAACACGUUUCUCUGCCAGGAGAAUUCCGCAGAUGAUGGCUUUGAUUGAUCGAACUAAGCCCAGUGUCCGUACGCUUCAAUCUGAUAACUUCUUCAUUCACUCUCCAGAAAACCCUUUCCGGAUUAUAAUCUUGCAUAUACGGGCCCACCUCUGGUUUGUUCUUGAAUACUAUGAUUUUUUCUCUCGAUAUAUAUUUUUUGUGUAUAUAUAUAGCAUUCCACGUGUUGUUUGAAUUGUAUGACUGUAUAUGUAUUUCUUUUUCAUUUGAUUAUAUUGCACUA